Molecule: messenger RNA, 993 nt
Organism: Fusarium keratoplasticum
Lineage: Eukaryota; Fungi; Ascomycota; Sordariomycetes; Hypocreales; Nectriaceae
Product: UBC core domain-containing protein
Exons: 4
Coding region: 1-993 (330 amino acids)
Source: RefSeq, a predicted model, not a curated record
AUGGCAUCUGUCAAGAUGGGCGCCUUGCCGUCGCUGCGCAAACAGCAGCUCCUCUCAGAGUUCACCGGACUCAAGCAGGCCUGCCCUGAAGGGAUAUUCGUCAGUCUUACUCCGGGAGAUGCCACGCUCUGGUCGGGUGUCCUUUUUGUCCGCAAAGGCCCAUACUGCCCUGCCAUCCUUAGGUUCCAGAUAUCCUUUCCCGACGCCUAUCCUCAGCUACCGCCCCUGGUCACCUUCUCGACCGACAUGUUCCAUCCCCUUAUCACGCCUUUGACCACCUACGUAUACAGCACCGAGAUCGAAGACAGCGGCACCGUGAGCGCCUCGGACCAGGAGCGGCUGCCCCCCGGCGGGUUCAGCUUACGGCAUGGAUUCCCAGACUGGUUCGGCCGGGGAAGGAGGAGCCUGAUAGAAGCGCGACGGACUUCGGGACAGCAAACGUCAAGUCCAGGUCCGACCGGCAGCAUAUCGAGCGCCACGACGACACCUGCAUCGUCAGCGGGAAGACCAUCCUAUAUGCGAACCGGGAAGAAGAGUGUAUCGGCUUACGAGGUACUACACUACAUCCGCAGCACAUUCGACGACGAGGGAGUUCUGGACUCGGUGCCGCUGGCCGCAGCAGGGAACCCGGGUGCCUGGCAUGCUUGGAGGACGCACCGGCGGGCAGCAGGCAAGCUGACAGAAGACACCGCCGCUGCGCCACCGCAAGGCGAGGAGAAGCCCAAAGAAGAAGGGGAGCAGGCCUCGGAGCAAACGCAGGACAAGGCGACACCUGCGUCACCUACCGUCACGACUCGACAUCCCGGGGAGUGGAAUUGGGAUGGGGUCUGGGAGGACAGAGUCAAGAAGGGCAUUGCCUCGAGUUUGUCGGAGCCUGUCCUCUAUGGCGGGACGAACACAGCUGAUGAUCUGAUCAAGUUCCUUCCCAUGGAAGACAACGACGUAGACUCGGUCAAGGAGAAUCUCCGCCGGACGCUUGGGCAAUCUGCGUGA